AAUUCUUUUUGUUGUGUAGUUUGCUUUCCUCUUCUCCAUGUGUUUGUUGCUGCAGCCGCUUCGAGUGCUUCGGAGUGAAGUGGAGGUUGCAAAAAGUCGCUAAAGGAAGCUGCUCCGCAAAGCUACUAUGCCGGAGUAUUGUGUCACCGGAGGAACCGGAUUCAUAGCGUCCUACUUGGUGAAAGAGCUUCUAUCCAGAGGCUACAAAGUUCGAGCCACAGUUAGAGACCCAGGAGAUGAGGAAAAGGUUGGAUUUUUAUGGAGUAUGGAUGGAGCGAAGGAGAGGUUAAGAUUGAUGAAAGCUGAUCUAUUGGUGGAGGGGAGCUUUGAUGAGGCUUUGGACGGUGUUGAUGGAGUCUUCCACACUGCUUCUCCUGUUUUCACCAGCGGAAAUAUUCAGGAAUCUCUCAUUACCCCAGCCAUCAAAGGCACCGUGAAUGUGCUCAAAUCCUGUGCUAAAUUAAGCUCAGUCAAGCGUGUUGUGCUCACCUCUUCCUGCUCUGCUAUAAGAUAUCGUGAUGAUUCUACUCUUGUCUCUCCACUGAAUGAAGCACAUUGGAGCGAUAUUGAAUACUGCAAGAGAUAUAAUCUAUGGUAUGCAUAUGCGAAGACACUAGCUGAAAAGGAAGCUUGGAGACUUGCAGAGGAAUAUGGCACAGAUCUUGUAGUUGUGAACCCAUCAUAUGUCGUUGGUCCUUUGCUAGCGGCCCAUCCCACAAGCACUCUCCAAAUGAUACUGUCUAUUAUGAAAGGAGAUUAUGCUUUAUAUCCAAACACGAUAAUAGGAUUUGUUCAUAUUGAUGAUGUUGUUUCUGCUCACAUGCUUGCAAUGGAGAAUAGUAGAGCUUCGGGAAGGCUGAUUUGUUCAAGCAGUGUUGCACAUUGGUCAGAGAUUAUACAAAUGCUGAGGGCCAAAUAUCCAUCUUACCCAAUUCCCAACAAGUGUGAUGAGAAGCAAGGAGAUAGUAAUCCACACAGCAUGAAUACCAACAAGGUGGAGGACUUGGGGCUCAAAUCUUUUAAGACCAUCACCGAAAUGUUUGAUGAUUGCAUUCAGAGUUUCCAAAAGAAAGGCCUUCUAUGAGAAAUAAAACCAUCAUGCUUCUUUUCACUUUCCCAAGUAUUGAGGAUCUUUAUUGGUCGCAUUCUAUCUAACAAAAUUAUGAGACUGGAAAAAUAAAGUUUUCUUAAUUACUCUCAGCAUUUUGCACUAUCAUUUUAA
This is a messenger RNA of Dendrobium catenatum, 1222 nucleotides long. Its product is annotated as tetraketide alpha-pyrone reductase 2. The transcript has 7 exons. NCBI's taxonomy places the organism in Eukaryota, Viridiplantae, Streptophyta, Magnoliopsida, Asparagales, Orchidaceae. Gene Ontology annotation, molecular function: oxidoreductase activity, acting on the CH-OH group of donors, NAD or NADP as acceptor. Bases 128 to 1084 code for a protein of 318 amino acids. The record is from RefSeq and is a predicted model, not a curated record.